This is a messenger RNA of Hypomesus transpacificus, 1605 nucleotides long. Its product is annotated as follistatin-related protein 1-like. The record is from RefSeq and is a predicted model, not a curated record. Gene Ontology annotation, molecular function: calcium ion binding; protein binding. Lineage: Eukaryota; Metazoa; Chordata; Actinopteri; Osmeriformes; Osmeridae. Gene Ontology annotation, biological process: multicellular organism development; cell differentiation; regulation of BMP signaling pathway. Bases 211 to 1137 code for a protein of 308 amino acids. The transcript is spliced from 12 exons.
AACCAAGCUCCCAGACAUUCCUUCAGGCCGCCUAAAUAUUUAUGUCCCGAGGGGGACACGUUGGACCAAGCUACGUCACCGCUGGGGGACAUGGGCGGAGGGUGAAUUCCGCGAACAGCUGUUCUCCUCCAGCUGUCCCUCCGAGACGCACCAAACUGCUGCUUUGUCCUGCUUCAAACUCCAUCGCUGCACAUUGAAUGACUUGCUAAAAUGUUGUAUCAAGUUGUUCUCCUGAUUCUUGGAGCGACAAUCCCCUGGUUGGCGGUGGAGGGAAAGCCCGCCGUGUGUGCCAAUGUGUUUUGUGGAGCGGGCAGAGAGUGCGCCACGACGGAGAGAGGAGAACCUGCUUGCAUGUGCAUCGACUACUGUAAGGCCCACAAGCAUCCGGUGUGUGCCAGUAACGGGAAGACGUACCAGAACCACUGUGAGCUGCACCGGGACGCCUGCCUCACUGGGACCAAGCUGCACGUAGAGCAGGAUGGACACUGCCAAGAGAUGUCCAACAAAGUUGCAGCCAGCCCAAUCGUUUGCUAUGUAGCAGACAGGAAUGAGCUACGGAGAAGAGUGAUUGGCUGGCUUGAAGGGGAGGUGGAGCCCGAUGGCUGGUUCUCAACAGGAAGCAACUUCUCUCACAUCCUGGAGACAUACUUCAAGGAGUACGAUGAUGGAGAUUCCCAGAUGGACUCGUCUGAACUCCUGAAGUUCCUCCAACACAACGAGACGGCCAUCAACAUCACCGCCUACGCCAGCCAGGACAACAAUCGCCUGCUCAGGAGCCUAUGUGUGGAUGCUCUCAUUGAGCUGUCAGAUGAAAAUGCUGACUGGAAGCUGAGUUUCGAUGAGUUCCUCAACUGCCUGAAGCCUGACUUCAACCCCCCAGAGAGAAUGUGUGCCCUGGAGGACGAGACGUACGAGGAUGGGGCAGAGACUCAGAUGGAAUGUAACCGCUGUGUAUGCGCCUGUGGAAACUGGGUCUGCACAGCUCUCACCUGCGACGGAACAGAGCACCCGAAGGUGGUGGAGGCUGAGGGGGCGGAGCAGGAAAUGACAGAGGAGGAGUGGACCCGCAGGGUGGCAGAGCUCAACUUGCACCAGGAGACUGUAGAAAAGAUGAAGGUGGGCGUCAAUGAGAUCUGAGAUGAGACCCACUUUAUCAUUUCAAACAACCAGAAUGACUGCAGACUCUCAUCAACCAACCAGAGCGACUGCUGACUCUCAUCCAACCAACCAGAGCGACUGCAGACUCUCAUCCAACCCAUCUUAAUCAGCCAUGCCUUGCCGGCUGCAGCCUCUCUGAGGAUAAUCACAUUCCUGUCCGUGUCCAUUAUUCUGCUGCAUUUGCUUUUAUGAUUCUGGUCUAUUUCUGUUACGUCAGACAUAAUACUGUUCUAGAUUUACUUUACUGUACCAGAGUUAGUGGGACUGAAUAAGAGGGUUGAGGUGAUAAGGAUUAGUUUAUUGACAAUAGUUUAUAGUCCCUUCACGUUUCUCAGAAGACUGAGGUAACUACUGAAUGGUCUGAACUGUGGUCCAGGGAUGAUUGUUGAUGACGUCAUCUUGUUUGUGUAUUUGUGUCAAAAUAAAGAUGACUUAUUUACUUAUAAA